AUGGGUUGCUGUGGCUGUGGACGUUGUGGUGGCUGCGGGGGCUGCGGCUGUGGCAGCUGUGGUGGCUGUGGCUGUGGUGGCUGUGGCUGUGGCUGUGGAGGCUGUGGUGGCUGUGGAGGCUGUGGAGGCUGUGGAGGCUGUGGCUGUGGAGGCUGUGGCUGUGGCAGCUGUGGCUGUGGCAGCUGUGGCGGAUGUGGCGGCUGUGGCGGCUGCUGUGGCUGCUGCGGCUGCUGCGGCUGCUGCUGCCCCACGGUCUGCUGCUGCCGCCACACCUGCUGCCGCUCCUGCGGCUGUGGUAAAGGCUGCGGCUGCGGGAAGGGCUGCUGCCAGCAGAAGUGCUGCUGCCAGAAGCAAUGCUGCUGCUAG
Jaculus jaculus (lesser Egyptian jerboa) is the source of this 366-nucleotide messenger RNA. RefSeq names its product keratin-associated protein 5-2-like. The coding region runs from base 1 to 366 and encodes 121 amino acids. The record is from RefSeq and is a predicted model, not a curated record. The transcript has a single exon. Lineage: Eukaryota; Metazoa; Chordata; Mammalia; Rodentia; Dipodidae.